GCCCUGUUAGGUUUAGGGUGAGAUGGUUGGUUAAAUGUUUAAGGUUAGAAAAAAAUAUCAGUGGCAGAGCUAAUCAGAGGCACGGUAGGCGUGUCGUAUGGGUGAAAAAAUAGCUUCUUGUCCCCAAACCGGAACUGGGCACGGAAUUAACGACAGAAUAUGUAUUUAUAAUUUAGUGAACAGAUUGAUUAUGGGAAUCAGCAGAAUGAGCUAAACUAAAUGAAUUAAUCUCUAUUUCCGGACACUGUGACCGACCGGAGACAAGGACGCAGGACGAGGAGCCCUUGACCAGUCCCUGAUACAGUGGCAGCAGAACAGAAGGAUGAGCCCACUGCACAGACGGCUGAGUCAGCUGCUUGGAACAUGGAAGUGGAAAAGCAUGGUGGAGUUUACUCAAUACCCAGCAACUGGCCUUUACUGCAGCACCUUCUGCUCCACCACUUCAGAACCAGUAGAACCCAUAGAGAUCCAUAAGAGGAAGCUCUUCUUGUGGUUCAGCCACCUUCCUCAGGAAGAGAAACAGUUUGGUGGUUGCUUCAGCCCAGAGACCAUGCAUGUAGAUCCACUGAUCCUGGAAAGAAAGGCUGAAGAAGUUGGAGGACUGCUCAGCUCCCCUCUCCAAAUCCAGACCCCCUCAGGCCCCUCUUUGACGGUGGAACAGCUGUUUGAUCCCACUGAUGCCUGGAGUGUGGGUCGGGGACUCAAUGUGUUACUAUACGGAGCUGUAGGAACAGGGAAAAGUACAGUUGUCCGAAAGCUGGUGCUGGAUUGGUGUGCUGGGAGCACCCUGAGCCACUUUAAACUGCUUAUUCCUUUGUCUUGUGAGGACCUUGGCCAACUGUCAAAGUCGGCUUCUUUAAGGGACCUUGUGAGCAGGAAGUACUUCCAUCUGAGAAAACACCCAUUGCUGAGUGGUGAGGCAAACCAGGCCAAGGAUGUGCUCUUCCUUUUCAAUGGAAUGGAGAAGUUGAAAUUGGACUUCCGGAUUGGGGCCACAGAGCUUUGCAGUGAUCCUAAUGAGGCACUGCCUCCAAGUGUUGUGGUGGUGAACCUGCUAAGGAAGUACCUUCUGCCUGAGGCCAGCAUCUUGGUUACCACCAGACUGUCUGCCCUGGACCGUAUCCCUCCGAAGUAUGUAAGUCGCUAUGCUCAGAUUUGUGGCUUCAACGAUCCAGACCGCCAACGGGCGUACUUUACCAGCCGCCUACUGCAGCAGAGUAGAGAAAUCAUAUGUAAACAUGAGGCUCAGGCUCUUAUAGAGCUUCUCUACCUCAACCUUCAGAGAAAAAGCCAGCUGGCUGCAGCCUGCUUCCUCCCAUCAUACUGCUGGCUCACAUGUGCUACCUUACACUUCCUGCAUUUCACAGACACCAAGGCGCCCAUCCGCACGUUAACGGACAUUUACACCAGUUUCCUCAGGCUCAACUUUGGAGGUGAGGUGCUGGGCACAGGGACAGGGACAGGGACAGAUAUACCCAUUCAGGAGCGCCACAGUUCUCUGAUGUUGUAUGUGGUUCGUACAGUUGGUAAACUUGCGUUUGAUGGUGUGACAUAUAAGCGCACAUCAUUCUCAGAAAAGGAACUGGAGCAGUGGAUAGGGGGGGAGAUGAAGACGGAUGAGGAGCUAUGUCAGCUGGCUGUGUUUCGGACUGAUGUGCUGGACUUCUUCUUGGCUCCUUGUGUAGAAAGUGGCAAGCAUUUACCAGAAGAAUUCAGCAAAAGUGAUGAGAGGCGAUAUGUAUUUGCUGUCCCAGCUAUGCAGGAGUACCUGGCGGCUCUUUACGUGGUUCUAGGAGAGAACAAAUCAGCUUUGGAGAAGCUGACCACACAAGUUUCUUUGGCCAUUGGUCAGGCAAGUGAGGAUGUCAGUGCCCUUGUCAACAUCUUUUCUAAGUUCAUCCCUCUUCGAAUCUUUGCUGUAUUUAACCUCCUUAAGCUUUUUCCAAAGCUCUAUGAGAAAAUCAUCAGUCGCAACAAAGGCAGCAUUGCAAGAACCAUGGCAACUGAGAUGUUCCGUACUGAGGAUAGCUAUAACGAGGAUGUCCUAGAUCAGGUGGAGCAAAGCCUCCUGGGAGUCCAUGGACCACAUCCACGCCAGUACAGUGAAGGCCAGCCUUUUGAGCUCUACCCUAUCUUCAUGGGUGGACUGUUGCAUUAUGGUAACCGUGUUCUUCUCCAGCAACUUGGCUGCAGCAUUCAGAGCACCACUGUGGCCCAGAUCACACGUGCGCUGAGGAAGUACCUUGUCAGAGAGCUCAGCAAACCACAGCCACCAGAGGAACUGAUGGAUCUAUUGGUCCUUCUGUAUGAGUUUCAGAAUCCCAGACUGACUGCGGAGGUUCUGGCCUCUAUCAGAACCAUCCGCCUCACCAACAUUCGCAUGACAUCACUCAAAUGCUUUAUACUGAGUACUGUGCUUUCGUGCACCCCUGCAAGUUAUCACCUUGAAGAACUGGACUUGUCCUCUUGUCUUCUGACUCAUGACAUGCUUCACAUGCUGUGGCCUGCCUUCAGACACACACAUAACCUCAAUCUACAGUUUAACAGCCUGGGUCCUAAGUCCUGCAUCUUCUUGAGAGAUCUGCUACUAGACCCCAAGAGUUCUAUUAGAUCUCUACAACUGUGUGGCAACCCUUUGCUGGAGUCUGGAGCCCACACCCUGCUGGAGGCACUGCCAGAAAACCAGUCCCUGACGCACCUGUCCCUGAUGCACACUGGACUUGGGGACCAGGGGGCCCUGGAGCUGGCUCAGAGGCUCCAGGGCCACACACUCCAGGAGCUCAAUGUGGCCUAUAAUAACAUCGGAGAUAAUGCUGCUCUGGCUCUGGUGGAUGCCUGCAGGGAACACCCCAGCAUCCACACUGUACACUUGUAUCUGAAUCCUCUCAGCGAUGUGGGGAAGCAUUCCCUGUAUGACCAAGGUGCUCCCAAGAGCUGCAACAGCAGUGGCCGGCAGGUCAGGGUCUUGGCUUCAGUCACUGAAGGCUCAGACAUCUCAGAGGACUGGCACCCUAUCCUCAGUGUGAUACGAGAGAAUGCCUCCUCCUGGGACUGCGAACGCGUCAAGCAGCAGCUUCAGAUUUUCCUUAGGGAUCUGGAGUGAGGACGUAAGCAGCAGCAGAGCCUCUGGAAGAGACUGCACUUCCGCAGAGUGGAGAGGGGAGUCCGGCAGACUCUGAAGAUGCUAGAGAAAGACGCUCUACCUCCUUCCGCGGGAUAAACCCAGUAACCAGUUUAAACGAAAAAGUGACAGGGCAGUGAAUGUCUUCAGCAUCGCAUCUCGCAUCUAUCUGAAUGGAUCCACACAGGAGAAAAAUCUGCAGCAGGAAAAUCUACAGCUUCAUUAUUGUAAACAAGAUAAUUUUAACAAUAUCUACACAGCAAUUUAAACAUAGAGUUCAGGACUUUGUUCGAGCACUUGCUCAACUUUCAACUGACAGAGAACUGAAUCUUCCCAUGCUGCAAGGAUCAAACAUAACUGCAAUUCAGUCAGUACACACUCAACAAGGUUUUGACCAUUUAUUGCAUGCAACAAUAUUAUAUUUAGCAAUAUAUUAAUAACAUUUAUUUUGAUUUUAGUUUGGUGAUGUGUAUGCACAGGUGUUGCUCUGAACAAAUCUAAAUAUGUAUUGUUUCAAAUAAGGCUGUUAUGAACAUCCAACUGAUGGUGUUUAAGUAAAAUCUCUGACAAAUGAAUGCCUUCCUCUCAGACAAACUGAGAUGACAAAAUCAACUGCAAUCAGACAAACAGCUAUUACAGAAAUAAGUCUACAUAACUGAAGUUAUCCUGUGAGCCACAUGUGGCUCAACAUCAGUGCCUGACCUGUACAUUGCUCUCCUCCAUGAAUGGGCAAACAUUUCCACAGAAACAUAGAAAAACAAAAUCUUGUGGAAAGCUUCCCAAAAAAGUAGAGGCUGUUAGCUGCAAAGCUGUCUUUGUAUUUAAAAUGCAAUGUCAUUAAAUUUCCUGUUGGUGUAAUUGACCCAAUACUUUUGUUUAUAGUGUAUGUUGAUUCUAAGAGUCACUGUUUAACCUUGAUACUUUUUGGUAGUGACUGAAAUGUGUCUUUAGCACCAAGUAUCAAAAACUGACAGAUACCAAAGAUGAUUGCAUCAAAUGUCUACUGUACUGCUACUCGUUUUUAGGCAACAUUUGAGAGCUUUGGCUUUGUUAUGAACAGGAGUAAAUGAACAAAAAGGUUUUGCCGAAAAACAUGUUUAAAGUUAGGUGUCAAAAAAUAUAAUUACUUAACUAGGGUAUAAAAACAUUUCAGACAGUAUACAUCCGAAUUGUAAAUCUUUUUUUCUAAAGGUAAAUAUCUGCAUACAGUUACGUGGGGAUUUGCAUUUCAUAGACAGAUCAUGGAUGAUGUAGUUCUGUCUUAUUUCACUAUGUAUCUUCUCAGUACAAAAUGAUGUGAUGCAUGUUCUGUCCUGCUUAUGAGAAGAUCAGCUUUUAUAACUGACCAGUGCUGUAAUAUCGCUGAUUGAGUGUAACUCAAAUCUGUUGCAUUACAUAUUAUGCUGCGAAUGGUGUUCUGUUAGUUAUUAUUGUUAAAAAAAAAAAAACUAGUAUAAGAUUAACUAUAAGAUGACCUAACUGCCUUAAAUGUUUUGCAAGUGUUUUGGUCAAGUACUGGACAAUUAAAAUGUUCUGGUGGUUGAGA
Molecule: messenger RNA, 4667 nt
Organism: Scatophagus argus
Lineage: Eukaryota; Metazoa; Chordata; Actinopteri; Scatophagidae
Gene: nlrx1
Product: NLR family member X1
Exons: 12
Coding region: 323-3103 (926 amino acids)
Biological process (GO): negative regulation of canonical NF-kappaB signal transduction
Cellular component (GO): mitochondrion
Molecular function (GO): protein binding
Source: RefSeq, a predicted model, not a curated record